Topomyia yanbarensis is the source of this 1369-nucleotide messenger RNA. Its product is annotated as lanC-like protein 3 homolog. Gene Ontology annotation, biological process: peptide modification; carbohydrate metabolic process. The transcript is spliced from 2 exons. Bases 75 to 1346 code for a protein of 423 amino acids. NCBI's taxonomy places the organism in Eukaryota, Metazoa, Arthropoda, Insecta, Diptera, Culicidae. Gene Ontology annotation, cellular component: plasma membrane. The record is from RefSeq and is a predicted model, not a curated record.
UCUGUUUUUGUAUUUGUUUAUUAAUAACUUUGCGAUAACCAGUCGGCAUAUGCCUUAACUUAGGUCAAGGAAGAAUGACUUCAAGAUUUUUUGAGAAUCCAUACGAAGACUACGACGAAUCAAAACAUGGAACGUUAGAGACAGAUAUCUUUAACAGAAAUACUGCUAUUCAACUAGUUCAAAGUUAUGUUGAUAAGAUAUUGAUAGGUACAAAAAAGAGCCAGUAUAAGCUCAGGGAUGACUUGUACGUUGGCGAAGCCGGAAUCGCUUUCAUGUUUUGGAAAUUAAGCCGAUCAGAUGAUUUUAGGCAUUUGUAUCCAUGCUUAGAACAUGCUUCUUUUUAUAUCCAGAGAGCCAAGGAAAUCUCUCAAGCGAAAAGAGAUCCGAGUAGUGACACCGCACGAAUAGCUUUUUUAUGCGGGAAUUCUGGAAUAACCGCGAUUUCGGCUGCAAUUUUAAAUGAUAUCGGAAAAGCAAAUGAAGCUUCGUGCGAUAUUGCCUCGUUUCUUACAGGUCACACCAUUUGCAUUUCGAGCUAUGAUGCUGAUGAGGUAUUAGUUGGCAGAGCAGGAUAUUUAAGUGGUGCAUAUUGGUUGAACCAGGUUCUUCAGUCGAAACCGAUUAAAAAUAAUAUAAUCGAAGAUGUGUGUAAUAAACUUAUACAACGCGGCCGUGAGUAUUCCCGUUCGAAGCGUAGUCCACUUCCAUUGAUGUACGAGUAUCAUGAUAGCGAUUACUUGGGCGCAGCGCACGGUUUAUGCUCAGUUUUACAUAUGUUGCUGGAAUCUCCGUGGUUUGUUGAAACACAAGGAACAUUUAAUAACAUAUCAGCCACAAAGCUGCAUGAUAUACAAAAUUCAAUAGAAUACCUUCUGACGAUGCAGGAUGAAGAUGGCAACUUUCCGACCAGAUUACUUAACUCCAACAAAAAGUUGAUCCACUGGUGUCACGGUUGUGCAGGUGUGAUCUAUGUGUUGGCAAAGGCCUAUCUUCUUUUCAAAGAUGAUAAAUACUUAAGAGGAUGUCGAAAAUGCACCGAAGCUAUAUGGCGCCAAGGACUAUUGCGUAAAGGGCCCGGUAUUUGCCAUGGAGUAGCAGGAAAUGGGUAUGCUUUUUUGCUCAUGUACCGAUUGACACAAGAGAAAAAAUACUUGUAUAGAGCUGCAAAAUUUAUGGAAUUCCUUACGACGGACCAAUUCGUAGAAGAAGCACGUUCACCGGAUCGUCCAUUUAGUUUAUAUGAAGGAUUCGCGGGUACAGUUUGCUUUUUGGUAGAUAUAAUGAAUCCAAGAUCCGCAUAUUUUCCCUUUAUGGACGUUUUUGAUGUAAAAUUCAAUUCAACUUAAAAUAAAAUAUUUACAUUACAUGA